CACUUCACUUUCGUGCCUCUUUGCCACCCUCUGACCCCCAAAUUCCCUCUAACUUAACUUCCCUGCUUGACUUUAGACCCUGGCACUUUAGCUCUGUAAAUUUCUAUCUGUCGCAGCCUGGGCUUCAGGAAGCCAGGUGUUGCCCUGGGAUCCACCCCUGCUUUCUGAGGCGAUUGCUACCCUUACCAUGGAUUUCUUGAUGAGUGGUCUGGCUGCCUGCGGGGCCUGUGUGUUCACCAAUCCCCUGGAGGUCGUGAAGACCAGAAUGCAAUUGCAGGGAGAACUGCGGGCCCCUGGCACCUACCAGCGCCACUACCGAAACGUCUUCCACGCCUUCGUCACCAUCGGCAGGGUGGAUGGCCUGGCUGCCCUGCAGAAGGGCCUGGCCCCUGCGCUCUUGUACCAGUUCCUGAUGAAUGGCAUCCGACUGGGCACCUACGGGCUGGCGGAAGCUAGGGGAUACCUGCGUACCGACGAAGGCACCCACAGUCCUGUCCGCAGCGCCGCAGCGGGGGCUCUAGCUGGGGUCAUGGGAGCCUAUUUGGGAAGUCCAAUCUACAUGGUGAAGACACACCUACAGGCACAGGCAACCUCUGAAAUUGCUGUAGGGCACCAGUAUAAGCAUCAGGGCAUGUUUCAGGCACUAACCGAGAUUGGCCAGAAACAUGGUCUAGUGGGGUUGUGGCGUGGGGCCGUGGGCGGCCUGCCCAGAGUUGUCAUCGGCUCCUCCACGCAGCUGUGCACCUUCUCAUCCACCAAGGACCUCCUGAGCCAGUGGGAGAUUUUUCCUCCCCAGAGCUGGAAGGUGGCUCUGGCGGCUGCCAUGGUGAGUGGUGUGGCAGUCGUCCUGGCCAUGACACCCUUUGAUGUGGCUAGCACAAGGCUUUAUAACCAACCCACGGACACUCAAGGCAAGGGCCUCAUGUACCGGGGGAUCUUGGACGCUCUGCUGCAGACAGCUCGGACAGAGGGCUUUUUUGGCAUGUACAAGGGUAUAGGUGCCUCCUAUUUUCGCCUCGGGCCCCACACUAUCCUCUCCCUCUUCUUCUGGGAUCAGCUGCGCUUCCUUUACAACACAUACGCUAAAUAACAGUCGCUCGCCCGCACUCCAGACCAGCUAGCUCUCUCUGGGCACCUCUGCCUCUACUACUUCCUAUCUCGGUGACUAUUUACUGACAGAUGGACUUUUCAUCCACUUUAGGGGGACAGCUGUGCCCACUUUUUCUCUGCUCCUUUAGGGUUGAAUCAUUUGAACAGUAAUUUAUAUUCCUUCCCUUGAGUGUUGCUUUAAAUUGCCCCACAAG
Acomys russatus (golden spiny mouse) is the source of this 1304-nucleotide messenger RNA. RefSeq names its product solute carrier family 25 member 35 (gene Slc25a35). The transcript is spliced from 5 exons. Lineage: Eukaryota; Metazoa; Chordata; Mammalia; Rodentia; Muridae. The record is from RefSeq and is a predicted model, not a curated record. Bases 188 to 1090 code for a protein of 300 amino acids.